This is a messenger RNA of Vigna unguiculata (cowpea), 802 nucleotides long. Its product is annotated as 17.3 kDa class I heat shock protein. Lineage: Eukaryota; Viridiplantae; Streptophyta; Magnoliopsida; Fabales; Fabaceae. The record is from RefSeq and is a predicted model, not a curated record.
GAAAUUGGAAAGAAUCGAACAGAGGGCGAACACAAUUUUCUGGAACAUACAACAUCAUCCUUUUACUUCCUAUAAAUACUGCAUCAGUUCUUCUGCGUAUCAUCAAACCAAAGAAGAACAACCUGUUUACCAUUUCACCAAAUCUCCCAACUCUCGAAUCUUUGCGAGUAAUAGAAACUCAAGAUGUCACUAAUUCCAAGUUUGUUCGGUAGGCGAAGGAGCAACGUCUUCGAUCCUUUCUCUCUGGAUGUAUGGGAUCCCUUCAAGGAUUUUCCUUUCCCCAAUUCUCUUUCUUCUUCCCUCCCUGACUCUGUGACCCAAAAUUCUGCCUUUGUGAGCACACGUGUGGAUUGGAAGGAGACUCCAGAGGCACACGUGUUCAAGGCCGACAUUCCAGGUCUGAAGAAGGAGGAAGUGAAGGUGGAGAUCCAAGAUGAUAAUGUUCUUCAGAUUAGCGGAGAGAGGAAUGUUGAGAACGAAGAUAAGAAUGACACGUGGCAUCGCGUGGAGCGUAGCAGUGGGAAGUUCUUGAGGAGGUUCAGAUUGCCGGAGAAUGCAAAAGUGGAUAAAGUGAAGGCUUCUAUGGAGAAUGGUGUUCUCACUGUCACUGUUCCAAAGGAAGAGGUUAAGAAACCUGAAGUGAAGGCCAUUGAAAUUUCUGGUUAAGCUUAAUGAGAUGAAAAUCCAGUGUUAUGAUUUGUGUGUUUUGAGUUGUAAGGAUUCUGUGUGUGAUUGAUGCUGUUAUAAAGAUGCUGUAAAAUACAUGUAAUGAUUGCUGAGAAAUAAAAUUUCAUUUUCAUAA